AUGGAGGAGGCAUUUCUUAUUUGUAAGAUAAUUCUCAUAGCGUUAAUAUUUGCUACGAACGUCGUAUGCCAGAAGAGCAGCAGCAAAGAAAGUGUAGAAGAUGCUAUUGCUAUUACCUCCCAGAACACCACAACAUUAUACCCUAUCUCCAACAAAACUAUAAUCAACAAAGACACCAAACCCGAAACCAUAGAAAAAAUAAAAGAUGCUACUUCAUGGAAGCUUGAAACAGCUUAUGGUGAAUCUGAUGCUGUUAAGGGAGAAGAAAAUAGCCAAGAGUCUAAUGAAGUUAAUAAAACUGCUGAAGCCAUUAAGGAGUUCAAGCCCAGUCCACAUUUGGGAACGUUCUUAGAUGUCGACAGUUUUGAUAUAACUCCUACAAAACCGACAUUUGAUGAUUUCCGACCUUUAAAAAAACCACCCACAGGAUUUAUAAGUUCCCAUAAAGAUCAAUUCAAAUCAAGUUUGUUCUACAACGAUGAAUAUAAAUACCAAAACGACUUCCCAUAUAAGAUCGAGAGUAACUUCUUCAAUAAAGCUAAAGGCAAUUGGCACCAUCCUGACCUAGAGUCGAGACCUACAGUGGAGGCACCUGUGAAGAUACCAGCAGGCGGUCUGUACCGAUCACCUGAUCCCUUCAAGGAUAAACCUGUACAAUCUGAUGAUGACUUCGGGCUUACCUUCAACGACCUUAAGGAAAACAACCACGUCGGUGCUAAGAAACGAGUGAACCCUUGGAAGAACCUGCUGCAGCUGGCCACCGCGCUGAUACCUGUGGGGCUGAUAGUGUCCGCGCUCACGCCCAGCAUCAUCACCGUGCACUCCGUCGACGAUGCAGCCAACCCGUCAGUCAAAUAA
Molecule: messenger RNA, 858 nt
Organism: Diatraea saccharalis (sugarcane borer)
Lineage: Eukaryota; Metazoa; Arthropoda; Insecta; Lepidoptera; Crambidae
Source: the annotation of a GenBank genome assembly